AUGGUUGCCGAUACUCUAAUCUACCACCCAACCGUCGCCCAUUACCUCAAAUUCGUCGCAUCAACCGUCGGUCGCGAUAAGCUCCUCCGAACCCUCCAAUACUUUUCCCGAUUCUAUGCCUGGUAUCUCCUUCGUACCAAUGGAACCUCCAGCGAAAUUGCUCCUUUCGAAGCCAUCAAAAAGCAAUUUGGACUUGCACGUAAAUUAAUGCGGUUUGGCAAGAAUGUCGAGCAUUUGAAAGCAGCUGCUAUCGCUGCGGAUUCUAAGAGUCUUGAUCCGGUAAUCAGGUACUGUGCUGUGGGAAGACAACUGGGAUAUGCCGGUUAUUUAACCUUUGACGCCCUUACGGUGUUGGAUGCUGCGGGCAUUAGAAAAAGUCCAUCAGCCAAGAGGAUACAGAAGGAGGCUUAUAGAUUUUGGUUGAUGGGACUGCUGUUUAGCACGGCAUCUGGAAUGUACUCUUUGUACAAUCUUCGCCAGCAAUCUGCGAGGAUCGAUAAGAAGGAUGGGGAAGGUGUCGUGACUAGCAAGAGAAUAGAGAAGGAACGCGCUGCAAUAAAUAUGCAACUCUUAUCGGACCUAUGCGACAUCACAGUUCCCAGUUCCGCCAUAGGCUUGGCUAGUUUCGACGAUGGUAUUGUUGGAUUGGCAGGAACUGUGAGCAGUUUGAUCGGUGUCUACAGUCAAUGGAAGAAGACUGCUUAA
Sclerotinia sclerotiorum 1980 UF-70 is the source of this 705-nucleotide messenger RNA. RefSeq lists its product as hypothetical. NCBI's taxonomy places the organism in Eukaryota, Fungi, Ascomycota, Leotiomycetes, Helotiales, Sclerotiniaceae. The transcript is spliced from 2 exons. Gene Ontology annotation, biological process: regulation of peroxisome size; peroxisome fission. The coding region runs from base 1 to 705 and encodes 234 amino acids. Gene Ontology annotation, cellular component: peroxisomal membrane. The record is from RefSeq and is a predicted model, not a curated record.